UCUGUCUUCGUCCUUGUCAGCUACAAGACCUGUUGUGGAGGAUCCGGGGACUUGGAUUCUCAGCAAAAGAAAGGUUUUGGGUUUAUCUCACCUGGGGGAAGUCCCUUGUCUGCACAAUGCAAACACACGAGCAUUGCCCCAGACCUACAGGACCGUCUUGGCCUGUGGAAUUCAGCCGCCGCUUUCAGAGGAGCCAAGUUUCUGUUUCAUUUGAAGAAUCUGUGUUGUGAUCACCGCAUGGGAAGGGCCCGAAGCUGCUGGGAUCGGCGCUGUGGAGCUGGGAGGAGAGCCACAGACCGCCGCCGCGGCUGCCUGCCCGCUCGGCCGCCCCCCGGCCUGGCGCUCGGAGCCUUUCCUUGCCAGAAGCGAGUACAGCCUGCGGCUUCCCGCCCCGAGCAGGGAAGAGCCCGUAAGCGUGCCGUGGUGCCUGCCCUCGCUGCAGCUGCUGCCCUCGAGUGCAAAGUAUGAUUUGAAACACUCAACAUGGACUUUUCACGUCUACACAUGUACACUCCUCCCCAAUGUCUGCCAGAGAACACUGGCUAUACAUAUGCACUCAGUUCAAGUUACUCUUCAUCUGCUUUGGACUUUGAGACUGAAAAUAAAAUAGAUCCAGUAUUUGAUUCACCAAGGAUGUCACGGCGUAGUUUACGGUUAGCUGCUGCAGGAUUUAGUAAAUCAGAGGAGGCACAAAAUGAUGCCCUUCGUGACAGCUCUUAUGCCGGAAACUUUAGUUUCAGAGAACAUUCUUCCAAGAUGGCAAAGCAACACAGAAGUACAAAUAAACGAUCUGGCAGUGCAAGACAAACGCCAAGGAGAACUCUAUCCAGCUCUUCCAUUUUUAGCCAAAGCAGUUUCAAUAGCCAUGCCGGUGACUCAUCAAUGGAUGUAUUGGAUGAAUCUUUGAUUCAAGAGCGGACAGAAGUUGGUCAUUUCUGGGGUCUUGAUGAGGAAGGUGACCCUAAAGUCAGUGAUGCUGCACCAAUACAGGGAAAUGGUGAUGUAGCAACAACAGAAGCAGAGACCUCAAUGAUCAAUGGCUACACUUGCAGUGGCUGCAGCAUGCUUUCUGAACGAAAGGAGGUUCUCACAGCACACUCAGCUUCUCCUGUGCCAUCUUCCACAAUUUACUCUAGGGAUCGGAGCAGGAAACACGCAUAUAGAGGAGCCUAUUUCUACAUGAGUAAGAUUCUACGAUCGGUCAAACAUGCUACGGCAUCUUUUGCAUCACUGUUAGUGCAACUAUUUCAAAUGGUUUUGCUGAAGCUGGGUUAUGAAUUUAAAGCUAACUCAGACUACUGUGGAAGCAUGAAUGUAAAGGAGUUUUACAGAGAAGAUAGCCAUCUUGGUGUAAAUGAGGAAUCAAUAUGUGAUGACUGUAAGGGGAAGAAACAUCUUGAAAUAUACACCACAGACCACAUGCAAUCCUCAUGGGCUAAAAGGGUAGCAAGGACCAUUUGGCACACCUUUUCUUAUGCAGGUUACUUUAUGCUUCACGUGUUGCGAACAGUGGGAGCAACGGGAUGGCUUGUUUCUCAGAAGGUGUUGUCUCUACUUUGGCUGGCCAUUCUUUCUCCAGGGAGGGCAGCUUCUGGCAUGUUCAGUUUGCUUAGAACUAGGUGGUAUCAACUUGUUACUCUGAUGUCUUUGCCCAAGGUGGUUCUUCUAAAAAGAUGCCUUCCGAAGACCUACAAGCUGCUACUGUUUCUUAUCCCACUCCUUUUUCUACUAGGUAUAGGGUUCUGGGGGUUUGGUGGCUCCAUUUCAUUAUUACCUUCAUUGAGCUGGACAAGAACUGACAGAAUAGGGAGAAUAGAUGACUACACUCAUCUUCCUGAACCGCAGGCUGAUUCUUCUCACUCUGGAGGUUGCACAAAGGAUACCAUGACUGUCUUUGAUGCUGGUCGUAUAAGUCAGCUGGAGAAGCAGGUAGCAUUCAUGUCUGACAGAUGCCAUCACAGUGAUGAAGAAUAUAGCAAAGUUUUGCUUCUACUUCGUAAUCUUCAAGAUCAGGUUGCCCAGAUGAGCGACAAAAGUGAAACACUGAAGCUAAUUAAAAAUGUGGUGGGUCAGCAUCUUAAAGACAAGGAACUGGAGGAAAAGACUGACUUCCUGGCUUUACAUAAAGAACAUCAGUUGCGCAUCCUGACACUGGAAGAGCUUCUUGGAAAACUCUCUACUGAAUCCAAGGACAUCCAGAAGGAGCUUGACGCAGCCAAAGCAAAACCAGUGAGAGAUGAUGAUGAACAUAAUCAGCUUUUGUCCAGAAUUAAAAAGCUGGAACUAGAGUUGACUCAGAUGAAAUCAGAGCUCUUAACUGGGGAAAGUGUGAAGACAAGUUGCGAGAAACUGGAUGUCAUUCCUGAAAAAGUAGACGCAUGGGUCAAAGAAUAUGUCAAGCUAAUGCUUUUUGGUGAUCAACAAGAAGACUUUCCAGAAUCGCUUCUCCAAUGGCUUAUGUCCAAUUUUGUGAGCCAAAAUGAUCUGCAGACUUUGCUGCAGGAUCUAGAGUUUCAAAUCCUCAAGAAUAUUACUCUCCAUAUGUCUGUUACAAACCAAAAACUAACAUCUGAAGUAGUAACAAAUGCUGUGACUAAUGCAGGGAUUUCUGGAAUCACAGAAGCGCAAGUACAGAUUAUUGUAAACAAUGCACUGAAACUGUACUCUCAAGACAAGAUUGGUAUGGUGGAUUUUGCCUUGGAAUCUGGAGGUGGCAGCAUUGUGAGUACUCGCUGUUCUGAAACCUAUGAGACCAAAACAGCAUUAUUUAGCCUCUUUGGAAUCCCUCUGUGGUACAUGUCUCAGUCUCCUAGAGUGGUAAUUCAGCCGGACAUACAUCCAGGAAACUGCUGGGCUUUCAGAGGGUCACCGGGAUAUCUUGUAGUUAAACUUUCAAUGAAGAUCUAUCCAACUGCCUUUACAGUGGAACACAUACCAAAAACACUUUCACCAACAGGAAAUAUUACCAGUGCUCCUAAGAAUUUUUCAGUAUAUGGUCUAGAUGAUGAAUAUCAAGAAGAUGGCACACUUCUUGGACAGUAUGUCUAUGAUCAAGAAGGGGAACCGCUGCAGAUGUUUCCAGUGAUGGAGAAAAGUGAAAAGACAUUCCAAAUAGUGGAACUAAGAAUUUUUUCUAACUGGGGACAUGAAAAAUAUACAUGCCUUUAUCGGUUCAGAGUGCAUGGGAAACCUGCCGAAUAAUCUCCUACACUACAGCAUUGGUUUUUUUGUUGUACAUUUUGUUCUCUGUUUGUAUAUACCGGAAAGCCUAGAACACUGGAAUCUUUAAAGGAUGAAGCUGCAAGAUAUAUACUGCAGAACUAUUGAUCCUCUGAUAAAGGCGGAAGACCGUCAGCAGAACUAUAUAGAAACUAAAUUGUAUUUGUUCUAAUGCUCAGUUGUAAUUGCCAGUUAGCUCUACAUUUUUGUGUUCAUGCUGAGAGAAGUAAUGCAUGCAAACUACUCUGGUUCGUAAAGCCCAGUUGGCAAAUAAGUGCCACCUAUUUUAUUACAGAUGAAUGUAUAGGGUUUUUUUAAAAGAAUAAACCAUACUUUCUGCAACUAGGAAUCUGGUGGGGGUUUUUUGGGUUUUUAGUUGUUGUUUUUUUUUUCUUUAAUCUGGGACUUAACUGCAUACUUCUGCAAGGUUGGCACCAUAAGCCAAAACCUUUGGUGCAUUUUAAACACUGACUGGCUGAAGGUGUCCUUCAACUGACCGUUGGUUUUGACCUUUUUGGUAGAUCCAAAAGGGCUUCUUUGAUACAUGUUGAAUAUAAUAAAUAUUACUGUCAGGGAAAGCUAACACAACCAAAACUAGUUUAAACACCAGCGACUGAGAAUGCUUAACUGUAAUUUGUGGCUGUGAAUUGCUCUAAAAGUCAGGGACAAUAAGUUAUUUUAGGGGGUUUUACCAUAGCAACUUGGCCAGUUUGUUCUUUUGUGUUAAUUCCAAAUUGACCUUGAUGCACUGACUAACUGGAUCAGAGCUGAUAUGCCUGCUAAAUUGCUUGGUAAACAUUAGUAUACAGCAGUUAAUUUGUCAAAAGCGAUCUCUUUGGGACAAGAAUUCCUUAGGCUUGUUCACUGUUACACUCAGUAAAUGUUGGACUGUGAGAAUGCAAUGUGUACAGGAAAACAAGACUGAAGUGAAUCUCACUGCUUCACAUUUACAAGUGGGACUUGUGCUCGGUACUGCUGCAUUAAAUAAAUGUAUGGGCAUUUUUUAAAUCCUCCCCAGGAACCUUAGUGGGGUAUAAGAUUAGAGUGAUGUCUUGCUUUCACAAGCAACAUUUCUGUAUAGAAUGAGAUGAAACCGCUUGUUGCACCCCUUACUUAGAAUUGCUACUUUGAAAAUACUUCUUGGAAAAAUUCCUAAAAUGCAUUUGUAUGCAGAAUUUUUCUUAUUCUUCUAAUGCAUUUUAUAGUUACACAUGAACUGUUAACACAUCAAACUGCUGACUGGUUUUCUGACUAGAGUUAUGUAUGUUGCACAACAGUCCUUGAAUGUUUUUAAAAACAAAAGUCUCCAUGUGCAAAACUUUUUUUUUUUUUUUUCACUUGAGCUGAGACAGAACCUAUGGCCUAUGCAGAGGAGCCAGAUUACACAUGUACAGGCAUUUUCAUAUUACAGGUUACGUAUUUAAAAUUAGAAUUAUCCUGUGUAAAUUGAAGUUAGGUAGCCGGGGCUGGGAAUAUUUUGAAUAACACUAACUUAUUUUUUAAAAAUAAAAAAAAGUAAGAUAGGACUUUGUGCAAUGUAUUUUUGUAAAUGCUUUUCAAAAUGUCUGUUACUCUUUGCUGCCUCCAAACUGACAAGAUGCUAUUGAGAUGUUUAAAUAAAAAGAAUUUUAAUUUUUGAAAGUGCAUGUAAUAAUAUUUGCAAUAAGAAAUAAAGCUUCUUUUUCUGUA
This is a messenger RNA of Falco peregrinus (peregrine falcon), 4908 nucleotides long. RefSeq names its product Sad1 and UNC84 domain containing 1 (gene SUN1). The record is from RefSeq and is a predicted model, not a curated record. The coding region runs from base 484 to 3201 and encodes 905 amino acids. Gene Ontology annotation, cellular component: meiotic nuclear membrane microtubule tethering complex; nuclear envelope. Lineage: Eukaryota; Metazoa; Chordata; Aves; Falconiformes; Falconidae. Gene Ontology annotation, biological process: nuclear envelope organization. The transcript is spliced from 25 exons. Gene Ontology annotation, molecular function: protein-membrane adaptor activity.